AUGGUUUCAGGCAGACUCAAGCAGGAGCAUAUCAUGUGCUGCGAGGAGACUUUCACCGGUGCUGAAGUUAGAGAAGCCUUAUUCCAGAAAGGGGUCUCUGUCAAGGGAACCCUCUUUCUCCUUACUUAUUUAUUUUGUGUGUUCAGGCUUACUCAAGAAAGGAAUGGUGGACAAGAAGAUUCAUGGUAUUAUAGUUGCUCGUGGAGCUCCCGAGACAUUGCACUUGUUUUCACGAAUGACAUCCUCCUCUUUGCUAGAGCAAAUACCAAUGAGGCCACAAAGAUUUUGGAUAUCCUCCGGCAAUACCAUACGGCUUCGGGACAAAUUGUCAACCUUGUGAAAUCUGAGGCUUCGUUUAGUGGUAAUGUAAGAAAUGAAGACAGGGCCGAAAUUCAAUCCUUAAUGGGGGUCAAUGAUGUACAAGGGCACUCUAGGUACUUGGGAGUCCCAAACAUUUUUCGAAGAUCAAAAAAAAAAAUACAUUUAGAUUGGUGGUUGAUAGAGUGUGGAAAAAAGUUAAAGGCUGGAAAGAGAAUUUUUUAUCGAAAGCUAGGAAAGAGGUUCUUAUAA
Molecule: messenger RNA, 570 nt
Organism: Vicia faba (fava bean)
Lineage: Eukaryota; Viridiplantae; Streptophyta; Magnoliopsida; Fabales; Fabaceae
Source: the annotation of a GenBank genome assembly